CGGCCGUGGCCAUUUCCCCCCGCCGCGCCGCGCUCCCUCCGGCGGGGAAAAUGGCGGCGGCCGAGGGCGGAGGGGAAGAGGGGCGAGGAGGGGCGCCAUCGCCUUCCGUCAGCUCUGCUCAACGCCAUCCCCGCCCCGCCGUCCUUCUCUUCCUCCUCUUUUCCCUUCUCCUCCUCCGCAGCAGCGCCCGGGCGCAGGAGCCCCCCCCGGCGGGGAGGAGGGGGCAGCUCCGCCAUCUUCCCUCCUCUUCCCUCCUCUUCCUCCUCCCGCCGCGGGCUGUAGGCUCAGUCCCGUCCCCUCCUCCCUGCGCCGAGCCUGGGCCUGAGGAAAAAUGAUAUUCAUCCAGCAUUCCUGAGUAAUAAGAAUGGGUCCAGAUGUACCUCUACUUAAUGAUUACAAACAGGAGUUCUUCCUGAAGCGCUUUCCGCAAACUGUGCUGGGAGGUCCCCGCUUUAAAUUAGGCUAUUGUGCCCCUCCUUACAUAUACGUGAAUCAGAUUAUUCUUUUCUUGAUACCAUGGGUUUUGGGAGGAGUAGGAACACUUUUGUACCAAUUGGACAUUAUGAAAGACUAUUAUACUGCAGCACUUUCAGGAGGACUAAUGUUUGUUACUGCGCUUAUUCUCCAAAUGACAAAUCUGUAUGCAAAACAGAAGACAGUGACAGUAGAAAGAAUGCAAAUUCAGAAUACGCUAACAGAUGAAGAUGAGUUUGAAUUUUCCAGCUGUGUAGGUUCAGAGACAGUAAAAUUUAUUAUUCCUGGCAAGAAGUAUAUAAUCAACACUGUAUUUCAUUCUCUUCUGGCAGGGGUAUUGUGUGGGCUGGGAACUUGGUAUUUGCUGCCAAACAGAUUAACUUUGCUAUAUAGUAAUAUUGGAGGAACUGUUGUCAUCUUUGUAUUUGGAUGGGUGACUAUAUGCAUAGGAGAGUAUUCAUUAAUUAUAAAUACUGCUACUGAAACAGCUACUUUCCAAGCACUGGAUACUUAUGAAAUUACUGCUCUGAUGAGACCUUUCUAUAUUUUUGUCUUUAUUGCAGUGGAUCUUGCACACAGGUUUGCUGUCAACACACCUGUUCUAGAACAGAUGAACCAGAUUUUGCACAUCGUAUUUCUUUUUCUGCCAUUCUUAUGGGCAUUGGGAAUUCUGCCCCCACUUGAUGCACUUUUUCUAUGGGGAAUGGAACAACUGUUGGAGUUUGGACUAGGAGGUUCACCUUUGUCCAGUAACGCAAAGUUAUUAGUAAUGUUUCUCAUUUCUGCUGGAACAGCAAUAGCAUCGUAUUUCAUUCCCAGCACUCUCGGUGUGAUCCUCUUCAUGACUGGAUGUGGGUUCAUACUGAGUCUUAACCUAAGUGAGAUUGGUUUUGCCUUCAAAAACACCAUGAUCAGCAAUUUAGCCUCCAGCAAGUCUAAAAAUAUACACAGAGGCCUUAGGAUACAGUUUGGGUGGAGGGAAUUCAUUUUUUAUUUGACUGUACUGACAUUUGCUCUCAUAGAAGCUAGCCUGCUGCAUCAAUUUGCUGGGUUUUCAUCGUUUUCCAAAGCCAGUCCUCAGGCUGUAGCAAGUUACAUUCUGAUGAUACUACUCAUAAUUAUGUGGAUUCUUAGAGAGAUUCAGAGAGUGUACUUGUUUGGAAUCUUCCGAAACCCCUUUUAUCCAAAGGAUAUCAGAACUGUGACUGUGUUCAUGGAGAAGCAAAGAAGGCUAAUGAAAGUUGGUGUUGUCAGGAGGAUUUUACUAACACUAGUGUCUCCAUUUGCUAUGAUAGCGUUCCUGUCACUUGACCACUCCCUACAAAAUCUUCAUUCUGUGUCUGUUUGCAUUGGAUUCACAAGAAUAUUUAGGAUGGUCUGGCAGAAUACAGAGAAUGCUCUACUGGACAUAGUGGUUGUGUCAGUAACACAAAUGUUAGUGUUUAAUGUGGACCUAUGGUGGAACAAGAGCCUUGAUACCGGAAUCAAACUCCUGCUGGUUGGUAUCCUACGGGAUCGACUGCUUCAGUUUGUCUCAAAAUUGCAGUUUGCCAUAGCCAUUCUUCUGACAUCGUGGACACAGAAAAAACAGCGUCGGAAAUCUACUGCUACCUUAAUCACACUCAACACAGUUUUCCUCCCCAUCCUGUUGGCCUUCAUUGCCAUCUCUGCACUACUUUCUUCUCCUUUGUUGCCGCUCUUCACGCUACCAGUGUUUUUGAUAGGCUUUCCUAGGCCUAUCCGAAGCUGGCCAGGACCUGUGGGCACUACAGCAUGUGUUUGCUCUGACACUGUGUACUACCAGCAGAUGGUUCCGAGCCUGGCUGUUGCUCUUCAGUCUGCAUUAGCAGCUGGUAGCCUAGGUCUCUCUCUACCUGGAUCACAUUACCUGUGCCGUUUUCAGGACAGACUGAUGUGGAUAUUGGUGCUAGAAAAGGGCUUCACUUACUGUGGUGUUAAUAUUAAGGGGCUAGAAUUGCAGGAAACAUCUUGUCAUGCUGCUGAAGCUCACAGAGUUGAUGAGAUUUUUGAAAUGGCCUUCGAACAUCAGGAGAACACAAAGAUUGUCUCUCUUAAUCACCAUUUUGGAAACAUUUUGACUCCUUGUACUGUUCUACCUGUGAGACUGUAUUCAGAUGCCAGAAGUGUGUUGUCUGGAAUAAUUGACUCUCAUGAAAAUUUAAAGCAUCUGAAAGAUGAUUUCAUUAAAGUGCUUGUAUGGAUGCUUGUUCAGUAUUGCUAUAAAAAAUCAAGAAAGUGGGAAAACCUGGACAGUGCAGACAAGAACAAAAAAGAAUCAUUUCCAGAAAUUCAGCACAGUAGUGCCAUAGAAAGAUCCAGGCCUCUGAGGGAUGGAGAUAGCUUUAGUGUUGACACAAUUGAGGACUGGACUGAUGAUAGUGACAUUUUUGAUCUUGAAUCCAGUGGCAGAGUGAAAGAUCGAAAAGAAUCUAGGCAGUUAGGAAUUAUACCAAAAACACAUUUGUCUAUUCCAGGGUCUGUAGAAACACAGAACCAAGAUUUUUUACAAGAAAUGUCACCAGAAGAUAAAUUAUACAGGGCUGUUGUGCUUGGACUUCCUGCUGUAGACAAAGGAAAACAGCGAGAAGUUUUACCUCUGGUUGAAUUUAGUUGCUCCUACUCAGAGCUAUUAAGUAUCCCUGCAGAAUGGAGAACAGCCCCCAUACCUAUUUCCAAAAUCAAUGAAAUGAGGCAGAGGUUUCCAGAAGAAUGGUACCAUUUCAUUUUGAGUCAACUGGACUUUUUUCAUCUGAAGGAAAAGCCUUACAGUUUACUUGAAGACCUUAUGAAAGACAAAGCUUUGAAAGAUUUAUACAUCCAUGGUGUAUUGUCAUGUUGUUUUGGGCUGUUUGGACUGGAUAACACAGUGCCUGCCCCUAGCCAUGUGUUCAGAGCGUACACCGGUGGUAUUCCAUGGUCCAUUGGUUUGGACUGGCUAAGCAGCAAACCAGAGCUAUUCCAACUUGCAUUAAAAGCAUUCAGAUACACUUUCAAACUUAUGGUUGACAAAGCAAGUCUGGGUCCAGUUGAGAGCUUCAAAGAGCUAGUUAACUAUCUGGAAGAAUAUGAAAAUGAUUGGUACAUUGGACUAAUGUCAGAUCAUGAGUGGCAGCAAGCAAUUCUUCAAGAAAAGCCAUACCUUUUUUCUCUGGGGCAUGAUCCAAACAUGGGAAUUUAUACCGGGCGAGUGCUCACUCUUCAAGAAUUGUUAGUACAAGUGGGAAAACUUAAUGAUGAAGCUGUCCGAGGUCAGUGGGCAAAUCUGUCCUGGGAGCUGCUGUAUGCUACCAAUGACGAUGAAGAACGCUACAGUAUCCAGGCACACCCCGUUCUUCUCCGAAACCUCACUGUGCAAGCUGCGGACCCCCCUCUUGGCUACCCUGUUUACUCAUCUGAACUUCUGCAUGUGCCUUUAUUUUAGACUGCUAGUUGCUUUUUUUUUUUUUCUUUUUCCUUUUUUAUGUAUUUUUCAUUUGCUUGUUGGGAAGCAAUUGCUCAUGCUACAUUUGUACACUACAUAUAAGAUGUUUCUCAAAAUGGCAUUGGAUGGCAGUGCCAAACCAGCAUAAAUAAUUUGCACAGAAAUGGUGCUAGCUGGAACCUUCAGCAGGCAGGAAGUUUUGAACUCUGCUUUCUUGGUGCUGGAACAUUUGAGAUGCCAUUCCCUGUGUGGCUGACAAACCAAGAGAUGCUGAAGCUUUCUUCUCCAGUUCAGAGAAGAGCAGCAAAAUUCUGAUCAUGAACUUCUUCUGGUGCAUUCUGAUUUUUGUUUUAAUAGUUGGACAGGUGACUUGCACUGAUAGUCAAGUUACAGCUCACUGUAGUACUGUCAACUACAAGAGUUGGUAACCAAAGCGUACAUAUGACUAUUUAUAUGAAAUUUUUUAUUCUAGACAUUUUUUAUUCUAGACAUUGUAUUGAGCUCAGUCUUAGCAUUUGUUAUAAUAUAUGGCUUUAGAUAAUCUUUUUUAGUUGUCAAAAGUUACCAGCUGAGCUUUAGCAAAGGAGAAUUUUUACCAAGUACUUGUUUGGGGGGCAAAAAGAGUUUAUAUAAAACAGUGUGCAUUCUGACAUGUAAAUAAUCUAUGUAAUCUACUGGUGAAAGUGAACAUGUGUAAUUAGGAUUAGGGGAGAGAGAGAAUUUAACUGGAUUAAUAGUAUUUCCGCCUUCCAACAUCCACAUGUGUGUAUGUCAUUGUGUGUACCCCAUGCUCACAUCACUAAAUGGUCUUCCACAAUCACAGUGAUAGCCUGAUGAUUGGGGGGGGAAAAAAAAAAAAAAAAAAAAAAAAAAAGCUCUUUUUGCACCUUUUUUUUUUUUUUUUUUUAAACCUUAGCAGAGAUUAGAAUAGAAUUUGGCAAUAUUACAGAUCACUUCAGGUCAUCUCUCCAGUGCCUUGUUAAUCCUGUUCUCGUAGCAUGCUGCAUUACCACCAGUCAUUAGUACAUCAAUUUUUUCUCGGUAGGUUAGUAGUUAUAAUGUAGGUAUUGCUGGCAUAUGUUGAGCAGAGUGUAAAUAAUUCCCCUAUAGAAGCAAUAUAAAUCAGAUCUGCCCUGUACUGUUUUAGUACGUUCAUGGGUCUUCAGCAGGAACACUCAGUGUUGUGUAAUUUAGAGGAUGUUUAUUACUUUCAUGACUCAUCUUUAAGACUUGUCACAUGACCAUACUUGGCUAAUAACAGCUUCUUUUGAUCAGUGACCAUAAAUGAUUUUAAAGAAAUACGCAAACCUUGUAAGUAUUUGGAAGUGGUAAGGAAACACCUCUCAAAACCUGUGACAGGACCCUCUUAACAUUCACAGUUUGAAAAACAAACAGAACAUUAAUGGAAGCAACCUUUAGGAAGUGAUUAUUUGGUGUGUAAAGAAAAUAAAUAAACAAGAAAGUGCUGAUAACCUAAAACUACCUUCCUUGGCUGUGAACUGUAUGUGGAAAUACAGAAUCAUGGAAAGGGGGGCUUUUAGAGAGCACCUAGUUCAGCUCCCUGUCAAAAGGCAGAAUCUGUUUUAACUAAUCUAUUCCAGACAGUUAUUUAAUCUUAUUAAAAACUUCCAAUACUGAGGCUAUUUGAAAAGAAAACUUUCAAUACACGAGCUCCUUGGCUGAUUCUCUCCAGGUCUUUGCCAUUCUUGCAGUUGGAAAGUUUUGAGUGGGGGUGUUGUUUAGUUUUGUUUUUUUGUGGGAGGGUUCUUCCCCCCCCCCCCCCCCCCCACCCCCCAUCUGAUUUAAACCUCCCUGCCUCAGGGUAAGCCUCUUGCUACUUUUCUUCUAUGUGGACACAGAGAAUUUAAUCCCCCUCCCCCCCCGCAACCAGUGAUCUUUUUUGAAGACGGUUAUAAUUUCUGUCCUUGUUUUUUGUCUUCAGUAAACUGAAUCAACUAGUUCUUGGAGAAAGGAAUGAAAAGAACUGUGAUCAUUUGCUCUGGCUUCCUUUGAUUCUCUCCAUCCACCUUUCCUGAAAGCUGGUAACAAGAGAGCACAGAUCUGAUUGGCACCAGAUGGAACAACAGAAUUAGUUACGUGCUCAAUCCAUGUUUGCGCAUAAGACUGUAGCAUUAGGAAGUUUCUAAUGCAUUGUAAAAUCCAGUCCCCUACUACUGCAAGUAACACGUCCUAUAGCCCCUUGUUUAAUCAUCUCUUGAUGUUCACAUGUUCCAUUAUGUUUAAGGGUUUUGUAAUAGUAUGACUGUGCUUCAUGUUCUGCUUAUGAUCUUCUAUAAUCCUGGUCUGAUUCUUUUUUGACAGAAUGACUAGUUAACAGAAUAUUGGUCUGUAAGAGAAAUUUAUGCCUCUGGAUUGCUUGUAAGUGCAUUAUUUUGCAUGUGUGCUUUUUGCACUGUCCUGUUUAUUUUGGAGUGUUUCCUCAAUUUGUCAGCAAUUUAGCGCAUCUUCAAGCCUGGUGUUGUCGGUAGCGCUCAUAAGCAUAACGUAUGCAAUUAUACAGAAUACUGACGAGAACUAGUAUCUCACGCUGAGCUUACGACAGGCCACCAAGCCGUUUUCCUGUGUAACCACUAAGAAGUGCUCUGAAUUUUCUAAA
Molecule: messenger RNA, 6533 nt
Organism: Rhea pennata
Lineage: Eukaryota; Metazoa; Chordata; Aves; Rheiformes; Rheidae
Gene: PCNX4
Product: pecanex 4
Exons: 11
Coding region: 365-3916 (1183 amino acids)
Cellular component (GO): membrane
Source: RefSeq, a predicted model, not a curated record